Molecule: messenger RNA, 855 nt
Organism: Rotaria sp. Silwood1
Lineage: Eukaryota; Metazoa; Rotifera; Eurotatoria; Philodinida; Philodinidae
Source: the annotation of a GenBank genome assembly
AUGUCUAUAAAACCAAUAUCAACAAAUGAUUUAUAUCAACAUUAUAUUUCAUCAUUAAAUGUAUUACCAAAAAUUUCAAAAAAAAAUCAUCCUAUAACAAGUUUUUAUAUAAAUGAUAUACUUGGUGAUUCAAUAAAAACUUAUAAUAAAGAUUAUUGUCAAUCAAUUUUAAUAAAUAAUAAUAAUAAUAAUAAUGAAGAUUUAUUAAAUAAUAUAGAAAAGAAAAAAAAGAAAAAAGCUCGAACAACAUUUACAGGUAAACAAAUAUUUGAACUUGAAAAAAAAUUUGAAGAUAAAAAAUAUUUAUCAUCAACUGAACGUGCUGAAAUGGCAACAUUACUUACUGUUACUGAAACACAAGUUAAAAUUUGGUUUCAAAAUCGUCGUACAAAAUGGAAAAAAGCAGAAAAUAUAUCAAAUGCAGAAGCAGCUGAACAUAAAUUAGGUAUAAGAAAAAUGUCAUCAUCAUCAUCAUCAUUAGAUCAUAAUCAAAAUCAAUUUAUUAAAAUAUCUAUGGAUGAUAAUACAAGUUGUAAAAAUAGUAUUUGUAGUUCAAUGGAUUCACAACGAUCUGAUGAACAAAUUUAUAAUGCAUCAACUUUAUCAACAUUUCCUUUAUUUUAUUUUAAUGAUUUUCAACAUUUACUUCGAUCAUCAUCAUCAACAUCAACACUUAAUGGAUGUUGUUCUUAUUCAAUUUCUUCACCAUCAACUUCUUCACCUUUACUAAAUUCGGAAAUAAAUCAUUGUUCAUCAUCAUGUUCUACAUCUAUGAAUGAUAAUAGUGAUAAUUUUAAAGCAAAUGAAAAUAUGCGAGAUAUUCAAGAUCAUGCUCGAGACAGAGAACGUGAUUAA